UGACAGUUAACUCCCAACUGUCAUUCCCAACCAGCCAGAACCUCUGGCCCAUCAGACUUUGUUGUUUCUCAGGCCUAUUGAAAUGAAUUCAGCAGAACCAAGUCCCAUUUAUAAAUAUAAAAAAAGUUUCUCUCUCUCCUUUCAGAGCCUGCCACCAAGCAGCUACUUCUAAGUAGGUCUACAACACAGUAACAGCACAAGGCCUCCAAUCCCAUUCCUAGAAAGGCUCUGACUGUGGCUGAUGACCUUGACAGACUCUGUUAAGUGUCACUACCUAAUCUUAUUCCUCCAAAUUGGUGUGAAGCCAGAACUCAACACCGCAUUGAGCUGCUGACAAAAGCAAUGAAUUUUUUGCCUUGAUUUUUCGCUACAAAGCUCGUGUUCUCCAUAGAGCCACUGCUAGCACAAUACAUAGCAGAAGCGAUUUAGUCAAUCAAUUUACACAAGCUUACUUGAUUGGAAAGGCAAGCAUGAUUAAUUGGGAAUAGGGGUCAAUUAUUUUUUUAAAAAGUAUUUUCUUUUUAAUUUAUAUUCUUACUUAUGUAUCUAGCCUGCCUUUCUUCUGUCAUGGAACCCAAGAUUGUAUACAUGUGGCUCUGACACAAUCUCUCAUCUGGGCAUUGGCUAGGUUUGGCCAUGCUUAGCUCUAUGUUCCUUCAGACACAUACUCUCAUGUCUGAUUUCCCUUCCCUGUUUCGGCAAUGGGAAUAAAAGGGGGAAACUUGUGUUGAAACCUGGAUGCUAACUAAUUGUUAGCAUUGUCCCAUUAAGGGGUAGAUUUGGACCAGGACUGCCAGUUGCUAAUGAUAAUGCUUAGUCUGUUGGAAGUGCAACACCAGAGAUCAUUCAGUCUGUAACUUAAGGGGUUAAUUUAGUUCUCAAUGCUAGUCAGCUAUCCAAGGGCUGUGUGUGGAGGUGUUGCUUAACAACCAGUCAUAGUGGCAUGAGCCUCACUGAUUGGCUAUGUAGAGUUUUCCUCUAUAUAUUUCGUUGUUUGUCUCCUUGCUAUGUGCAAGACCUGAAGUAAGACAAAACUUCUCUGUUCCUUUCUCCUCAGAUCACACACUGUAUUCAGUUUCCCCACUAAAAAAUUAUCAGAAUUUCUUUUCUCACUGGACUGCAUCAACAUUAUUUUAAGUGACUUGACUAACCUAGCCUUGCUGAGAAAUUCUACGAGGACCUCUAGGUACUAGGCUCUGAGUAAAAUAUCAGCUGAAAUACAUCUGCAUUGAUUUGGAACACAUCCCCUUCCAAAUUAUAAGGCAUAUCCAUAUCUCCAAAUAAAAGGAAGCAAUUUCUUCAAAGAGGCUGCGUCUCCUCCUUCCAUCAUCUCAGCUUCACCUCCUGCAAUCAGAGUGCCAUGGGUUCAAGAGGGUGCUAAACCCACCCUUAUGCAGGCUUUCCUUUGGCGUCAUGACAGCCUCUUCCUAUUGUUUGACUUGAGAGGAGAACCUUGCUAAUUGGCAGUGUAGCACUGUGCACGGAGGAGAAGAAGAGCAGCAGCUGUGUGUGCCUCUCAGCUUCCUGGAGAGGUUGCAAUGGCAAGGCACUUCCAGCUCCUCCAGCGUUUCCCCAGCCAAACAAACAAAAGAAGAACCCAGCCAAACAAACAUGCAGAUGUAUAUUCAUGUGCAGCGUCAAGAGAUCUGCCCAAGGAGAAUUGGGAUUUGAUUUGCAUCUUCAGGAACAGGAACUCUUUGUCUCUGAGAAGGGUCUCCAAGCAAUUAGCAGAUGGAGCAAUGGGGCAGAUGAAUGGGAGUUGGAGGAAGAGGAAGCAGAGAAAGGGACUUCAGCCUCUUGUGAAAAUUAGUCCCUAGGUGUAGGUGGGGAGGCUUUUUGAAAACUUCAUCUAUGUGCUGCUUUUCUGAAGUGGAUUUUAUCCCAAAGCAAAGCAUUUGCACUGCUGUCUCAAACCAUGAAAACAAUAAGAUGAUUCCUUAUAAUGAAUUUUUGAGAGUUUAUUUUGAGAAUCCUAUAUACUUCAGAGUUUGUGAAUGCGUAGGUGAACCUUGGUGGCAGGAGAUGUAGUACGUUUUGGAUUUUGAUGAUGAUGGUGAUUUUAACAAAAAAUGCAUACUAGUAUUCUUGUUGCUGGCAAUUCUGAGAAAGUCAUUCAUGCUGGCCAAACCAGAGAGAGAGAGACAGAGAGAGAGCUAAACCAGAUCUUACACAGAAGACAUUUUUUAAAAUGAGACUUGCGUUUCUUAGGUCCUUAGUUGUAGUUACCGUAUUGGCCUGAAUAUAAGCCUCACUUUCCCCCCAAAUUCUGACUGUGAAAAGUUAAAGUGCAGCUUAUAUUUGCGACCUUACGGUAUACAGCCAGGAGCACAGGGCAAACAGCAUCAGGAGCACGGCAAAGUGGUGCCUGCCCCAUGUGUAGUUCCCCCGUCCUCUCCCCCAAGAGUGAGGAAGGGGAAAAGGCUGCCAGCAACGCAGUGUGCCCCCCAUCCAUAUGCAGCCAGGAGCAGCAAGGAAGGGUGUGCCUUAUAUUCAGGUAUUUCUUCUUUUUUUCUCCCCCCCUCCAAUUUUAAAGGUGCAGCUUAUAUUCAGGUGCUGCUUAUAUUUGAGCAAAUACGGUAAUAGAGGGGCCUUGGUUUACCCCCAAAUCUGUGUCUUUCCUCCAUUUCCAAUCUCCUAACACAAUGCCAGUUUCUCUUCUUUUCUUCAGUCUUGAGCUCAGUUCACCACAUUCCCACAUCAGUUUGCCUUAAAAAAAAGUCUUCAUGAAAAUUCACCAGCAUUUUAAUAUAUAUAAUAUAAAUAUAAAUAAAUAAAAUAAAAUUCAAUAUAUGUUGCUCUUAAUAUGCACAUUUUUCAUAUGCAGUUUCCCCUAAUGUCCACAUUCUUGCAUACAAUUUCCCCUAACACAUUUUGGGGUUCAAGAACUGCAUCACAAAAUUCGGAGAAGAGCGAAUUUCCAAGGAUAUCUUUCUUUUGGUGCCUGCAUAGUUAUGGAUAGCAGAGAAGCCUGCUUCUUUAUGUAACCUACUUAGGUUUCUACCAGCCUCUCCUUUGUCCUUGAAAUACAGGAGAGGAUAAACAGAAGUGCCCAGCCUGACCUUUUCUUACUCACUGCCAUCUUCAACGCUCUCAUCUCCGCUCCAGACUAAACUGUCCUAAUCUUUUUUAAAUCUGUCCUGAUAUGGAAAUCCCUUCAUCCAGGAGACCUCUAAUUGCUUUCAUUGCCCUCAUGCAGGUUUUUCCCCUCCUUUCUUUUUAUGGGGAAGGUGGUGACAGAAAGGUGUUUGAGACCUGAAUGGGAACUCUGUUACAGAUUGCUGAGAGACCAGACAACUCAAGGUUACAGGGGACAAGCAGGACACAGGUACAAGUCCAUUCCCUGGAAUAUCAAUCAGAAGGAUAGACAUUUGAAUGCUGAUGCUAAAAGUGUUGUCUCUACAAAACUCAGUAAUUCAGCUCUACAUUAGAUGCACCACUGGGCUAUGUAUAAGUUGCUUUUGGAGAUGGCCAUAGAAUUAACAGUCUUCAGGCUGUAACAGUUGGGAAGGGACAUUCCAAAGAGAAAAGGCCCCACCUACAGAUGUUGUCCAGGAUUAUCUAUGAGGAUGAGGAUGAUGUUGCAUGCAAAGCAGAUUGUCUAAUCCUGUGCUAUGGACACCCCUAGACUUGGGAGUCUUCUAUUGCAUUUAAAGGGACAUUGGGAUUGUCUCCCUUUGGAAAAAUGGCUGAAUGAAGAAUGAUCUGAUAUAAAAACAUGAACUCCAAAAGAGAAGAUUCAGCAAACCUGCAGACAGAACAGCAGGUGCUUCAAAGUUCUGAAGAAACAUCAGGAGGGGCAAGAUUGGCCCAGGGUCAGGGUUGCCAUGGUAACAAUGACUUGCCCUCCUUUGUGACAUCUCUUGCUUCUCCCUUAAAAGCCACCAACUACAGGUGUCCACUGUGGGUUAGUGAGGAGAGAUCAGAAGAGAUAGAGGUGCGGUUGGUGGAAGGAGAUUUAGGAGAGGCUUUGGAUUUGGAUUUUCUUAUUUGGAUUUUCUCAUUUUGACUUUUAUUUGAUUUUAUUUGAUUUAUUUGAUUUCAAUUGUUUUAAUUUUUAAUUUAAUUUUAAUUGUUUUAAUUUUUUUGUUAAUUUUUUUACUUUUGUUCUUUAUUUUAAUAUUUUGUUUUAAUAUUUAUUUUUUAUUUCAAUAUUUUUUGUUUUAUUUUUUACUUUUGUUCUUUAUUUUAAUUUUUAAUUUUUAAUUUUUUUAAUUUUAGUGCAUAUUAUAUAUUUUUGGUGUAUAUUUUGUAUAUAGAGGAAUAGAUAGGGUUAGACGUAGGAUUAGGGCUGGGGUUAGGGUUUAGGCUUAGGGCUGGGCUGGGCUGGGGAUUGGAGUUAGGCUUGGGUGGGCAUCUUAGCUAGCUAGAUAGUGUAGAAAGGAGGGAGGGACUUCUUCUGGACACCAUGUUCAGACUGUAAGUAGGAUUUCUUCCCCUUCUCUAUGUCUCCUGGGGUGGGGUCCUGGGAUCCCCUGCACAGCUUCAGCCCCCUGAAAUUGUCUCAGCCAGUCACUCCCCUCAUGAAGAGCUCAGCUCCUCCACACUCUUUCCCUGCCUUCCCAUUUCCUCUCGUCUCCCAUCUCAUCAAUUACAUCUAUUAUUUACAUUCAUAGGUCAGCUUUCCUCCAAGCACCUCAAGAUGGCUCUCCCCGCCACCAGUUUUUACCCUCACAUCAACCCUGCAAAAUAGGCUAGUGAGCUUCAUGGAGAUUUGAACACUGUUCUUCCAGGGCCUCCUAGUCCAGCACUCUAACCAGUACAUGUCUCCCCACUUCCAUCUUCCAUCUCUUCAACGGUCAAGCCCAAUAGGCAUUCUCCCCCCUUUCUGUGAGUCUCUCUGUCUCUAAGCAAGACUCCACCACCUUCCUCUCUCAGCUGCCCAACAUUCUUCUGCUUGUCUUCUUGGACCCCUUGAUGCUUGGAGGACCCAACUAGUGGUCUCCCCCCUCUUUGGGCAGGGCUGUCCUCAAAAGACUAGGCAGAGGAGCCCUUUAAAUGCUUCUCUUUCCUUUGGGGUGCAGUGUUACAAUCGCUCAUGGGAUAUAGCAUAGCAGGAAAAGGAGAGUGGAGGCCUGUUUAGUCCAGUGGCCAACCAGAUGUCUCCAGGAAGCCCACAAGUAAUAGCCCAAACCUGUUCAUUGUUCUCUAACAGGUGGCUUCAGUGGUAGACUGCCUCUGAACCUGGAAGUUCUAUAUACUGUUUCUAUUUCAGAUCAUAACCAUAGAUACUCUCCUCUUCCUCCAUGAAUAGGUAUGACCCCCCCCUUUCCAAUCUCGCAAGCCAGUUGUCCUUGUCACAUCUUUCAGCUGCCAAUUUCACAAACCAUUAAACAUUAUGUGAAGAAGUGCCCAUCAAUGUUAAUGAACAACCCAAAGCUCUGCUAUUCGAUGGGGCAAAACCCUCCUCCAUCUCCCUAUUUAUUUUGUUUGUUUGUUUUGUAAAAUUUAUAUACCACUUCAUUGUGUGUGUGUGUGUGUGUGUGUGUGUGUGUGUACACAUACAUACCUCGAAGCGGUUUACAAGAAGGUAAAGCAAUGUAGGUGUUAUAUGUCGACAAGGCCUUGCUCCUGUCAGCAAUCACACUGCAGCAUUCUGCACUAACUCCAUCUUCCAGGUCAAGCACAAGGGAAGCCCCACAUACAGUGCAUGGCAGUAAUCAAGUCUUGAAGCAACCAGGGCAUGAACUAUGGUAGCCAGGCUCUCUCGGUCCUGGAAUGGCAGGAGUUAGUACCUCCUUUCUCUCCAAGCCCUGAAUGCUCUUGGCUGCCUCUUUACAGCUGUUAGGAAGUCCUACAGUUCGUUCAACAGCAGAAAGACGGAAGGAAUUGGUAGGGAUGUGCCGGCAGUUCUCUAUUAGGCUAGAUGUAUUUCUGUUCUGCAUCAUCUCUUCUAUGCUCAGGCGACUGAGAAAUUUUCUGAUGCUAAAAAAGAGGAACAAAGUGGCCCCGCUCCAGCACCAGGAACAUCCUGUGGCACCAGGUGAGCAAGUGACCCCCCCAGCGCCAUUUUUGGAAGGGAAGGAAUAGGCUAGGGUGGCAGCUCAGGGUAUAGGAUUUGUGGGAGAGGAGAAGCUAGUAAUAUAUAUAUAUAUAUAUAUCAAAAGAGCCAGACUGCUGGAUCUGACCCAAGCCUCAUCUGGUAACCCACCCCAGUGGCCAGCCAGUUUUGUGGGGUCUGAUGAAGAUGCUAUUGACUGAGAGAGGAGAGGAAGCAUUUCUAGUGGAAGCAGGAGGCAAAGGCAGCUGAUAGGACAGGGCUGGGGGACAGUUGUCAACUAGAGGGAAACAUUCUCUUGUGAGCCACAUUCUGGGGGCUGCAGGCCAAGAUUGGCCCCCAAAGACCUGGGGUUUGCCAUCCCUGUAGUAGGAGUGCAGAAGCAGGGAAAUCAAAGAGAAGAUUCUUGGAAUAAUCUUGGAAACUGUUAAGGGACGAACCAACGUGUCUCCGUGUCCUUCUCUUGUUGCAGUUGUGCCACAGCUCUUCAAGGCUUUCCGGGAGCCUGACGUUAGUACCUGGGAAAACAAAAGAGUAGUGACUGGAUCCCUCAGAGCCUCUGCCCACUGAGUGUGGCCUUUGUCCCCAAUUCUGCAGUCUCUGAAGUGGAGAAGCCCUCACCUCACUAUGAACUAACAGCCUGACUUUUGCCAUUUCAGCCAUUGGACCUUGAAAAGCUCUUCUUGGUCCAGAUUAUAGGGACUUGUAUGGAGGCAACACAGAGGGGCUUCAAAACCACUGAGCUGCCGGACCAUCUGGCUGCUGAAGGAAUUCUGGUGAGUGAAAAGUUGUGUAAGUUACCCUUACAGUGGGAGGACCAGGGAUGGGAUUUGGGGAACGCGUUGUGGGACUGCCUGAGAGGAGAACUGUGCAGGCAUAGGGCAUGGAGUUUUCCAUUCCUGCGGAAAGCAAAGCCUGGAGUUUGGGGUUGGAGCUAUCCUGAUGCCCGCAGAGCAAUCUGACUUUUCUCCUCUGCUCUCUUUAAGGAUAUCCUGGGGCACCUGGACCAGUUUGAGGACUGCCCUGGGAUCCUUGCCUUGGCCCUUGAAGCCUUCUUCCAGUUGAGGUGAAUUGUGUUUCUUUUAAUGGAUGGGGGUUGUGGUGGUAGGGCAGAGUUCUAGGAUAAGCUCAGUGUGGGGAAUAGCAGUGGGAGGAGGGAGAAUGGGGCAAGGGAGAUUCGGAGGAGGCAGAGUCUAACACUCUUCCCUCCACCCCUCCAGUUUCAUGAAGCUCGCAGGACCAUCCUGCAUUCUGUCUUUCAGGCAGUUGCAGAUGAAGACGAUGAAGAGGACCAGGAGGUAAGUUAUUAGUCUUGAGUUCCCUUUAUGCGGCUCUUCCUUUUUUCUUCACAUAUUAAAAAGGUAAAGGACUCAUGACAGUUAAGUCCAUUCGCAGACGACUCUGGGUUGUGGCACUUAUCUCGCUUUACAGGCUGAGGGAGCAGGCGUUUGUCCGCAGACAGUUUUUCCAGGUCAUGUAGCCAGCAUGACUAAGCCACUUCUGGCGCAACAGAACACCGAAACCAGAGCAGCGCACAGAAACGCUGUUUACCUUCCCACCAGAGUGGUACCUAUUUAUCAACUUGCAUUUUUUUGGAGUGCUUUCGAACUGCUAGGUUGGCAGGAGCUGGGACUGAACAAUGGGAGCUCACCCCAUUGUGGGGAUUUGAACCGCCAACCUUCUGAUCGGCAAGCCCAAGAGGCUCAGUGGUCUAGACCCCAGCGCCACCCACAUCCCACACAUUACAAGCCCUUAAAAUCUCUUCUCUUUUCCCCCCUCCCUCUCUGAGGACCUGCUGGGAUGAAAAUGGGCAUCACCCACAGGAGCUCAAGGGGCAUCUCCAGUGCUUGCUGUGGGGCCUCCUCAUUGAGGCCCCGUAUGAUGGCAAUCUGGUCCUGCUGCUGUUUUUUGCAGAUCAGAUGCAAAAAGAACACCGGCAAUUACAUUCAAGUUUAAAUGUAUGCAAAAUAUGCACCGUAACUAUUCACGGCAGUGAAUUCACAGUUCAUACCUACUGCUCUGAAUGGACCCUUUGUUUCUUCAGUAAACAUUGAAGCUUUUGCCUUUUCCAUCUAAACUGUUUACAUUCUUUUUUCUGCACUAGGCAUGGGGAACAUGUAGCAACCCAGAUGUUGUGGGACUCCAACUCCCAUCAGCCCUAGCCAGCAUGUCCAAUGAUCAGGGAUGAUGGGAAUUUGAGUCCAAAAGCAUCUGGAGGUCCAUAUGUCCUUCACCCUUGCUCCAUAUUUACAUAGUGACAAUGUUUUAUGAAUCUUAUAUAGCGGGUUCCAGUCUGUGAAACCUUAUGCUUUGCUAUUCCUCUUAGUCUUUAGUUAGGAGCAUAGGCAGCAGCUCCUCAGGAUUUCAGAUGAGGAGCAUUCCCAGUCCUACCUGGAGAUGCUGGGGAUUGAACCUGGGACCUUCUGAAUGCAAAACAGAUGUUUUCGCGUGGAGUUUCGGUCCUUAUUAUAGAAGGCAGUUCAUUAUGCUUCGGUUAACUCUAUUCCUUUCCAAUACAAAGUUGUUUUUGUCUGCAUUAAGUGUGGCAAUGAUAUUAUGUCAAAUCUGGCAUCGGAGGGUGGGGAGAGGUGCCUGCAUUUUCUGGGUCACUUCCUGCUUUUCCAGUUGUGCGUUGCAAUACUGAGUGGCAGCUUCCUUUCCAAACUUCCACUUAUGUUGUUUAUCUGCUUCUCCUUGGAGAAAUUGUAUUUCAGGCUGAAAUUGGUCAUGCUUGGAUUCAACCAGAACUGAUGUUCCAUCUUUGAGAGAAUCAAAAAGAAGAAGAGGAAAUCCUCUGAGCUAUAUAUUAGUUUGAAGACAAACUGUAAACUCAAUGGAGAUAGGAGAGCAUGCAGGUGACUUGUGCAGCUGUAUCAUCCUGGGGGGGGGGGGGACUUAGCAAGUCAAUGUCAGCAGGGUGACCCAACAAACAUGGUAGAAGGGACAAGGAACAAACCAGGGCUUCCUGGGCUGCAGCUCAGAAAUGCACAAUUACUUAGGACUCAUCCACACAUGAUUGAACGGUGUCUAGAAAGCACAAGUCCAAGCAAUUGCCCCACCACUUUCAACCAGAAAACCCACUCUUUAGAACAAAACUGGAACAAACAGCAAUCCAUGGAAGAUCCAAUUGCCAUUUCUUCCGAUUCAGCUCGAAAACGUGGGUUUCCCUAGGGGAAAAUGGGGCAAACAGAUGUGUGGUUGAGCCCUUAGUCUAGUAGCUGCUGUGGGUUCUCCCGCUAUUUAUUACAAGUUUGCUCAAGGUCGAGUUGUUUCUGUAUCAUGGCUAUAGUCGCCAUGGCAAGGGAGAGUUGCAACAAAAUGUUGCAGCAUACCCUUCUUCUUAGGAAGUGUAUUUCUUAUAGGAAGCAAAAGAAGGUGCCUUCUAUUGAAUCCAUAGGUGCUGGGUCCUGCCCCACUUUGUGGGUGCCCGGUGAAGGUCUGUGACAUCACACAGGUGGUGCAAGUGUGAUGUUACACGGCAGGAGGAGACCCGUUAGGGUGAGAAGGCACGACAAGGCCCAUUGCGGCUGCAGGAAGGCCCAGUGGGCCCCAUUGGGCCUUCCUGUGGUUGCAGCAGACCUUGUUAGGCCUUCCCACAGCCUUGUUGGGCCUUCCCGCAGCUGUGAUGGACUUCGUUGGGCCUCCAGAAGAUAAGGAGGCAUGUGGUGGCAGAGGCGGAGCUAGGUGCUCUGGCACCCAGAGUGGCAUGCACCCGGGGGCGGGGCUAAUGGCCCAUGGGGGCAGGGUGAGCGUCCCGGGGGGUGCCACACGCGGGGGGCAGCACAGCAAUGUCAACCUCCUCAGGGAGGGCACCUGGGGCGGACCGCACCCACCGCACCCACCUUCCUCUGCCAGUGGUUGGUGGUAGUGCACGGAGCCACUCCAGGGCCUCCUAGAGUUGGCCGCACCUCUCCUCAACUGGGCAGUGCGGCUGGCUGGGCUGGGAGCAGUGGGCUCCCUUGGGGGUCUGCUCAGCAGGAGCAUAUGCUCCCCUGCUGGGCAUGCUGACGUCGGGCACACACACACCCUGCAGCAUGCACAGCACUGCCACAAAAAAUUGUGGGUGCCCUGCCCCUUCAUGGGGAAUGUGUUGUGGGGGCUGAAGCACCCGAAAGCCCCACACACUCGGCACCUAUGACUGAAUCAGACCACUGGUCCAUCUAGAUCUGUACUGUUUACAUAGAGAGGCAGCGGCUUGCCAUGUUUCCAAGCAGUAUUCCCUUCCAGCCCUACCUGGUGAUGCCAGGAAGUGAACCUGGAACCUUCUGCAUUCAAGACAGAUGCUCUAGCACUGAGCUACAGCCCUUUCCCAGGGUUUUAGUGGGCCAAUUUCUCCAAGCAGGGCAUUCAAUUCCCCCCUCUGCUUGGUUUUCAUAUCCCCCCCACCACACGACACUAUUGGAUGAUGGGUCAAUGGCCAGGCAGUGUGGUGAGCUAGAUAGAGUGCUAAAUUUUCAGCAGCUAGGAACUGAUACUUAAAUCCAUUGAUGGGGCCUUCCAAUGAGACUGCAUGUUGGAAGACUAGUUGCUAGGAAUUGCUGGCUUCCCAUGGGUAUCUGGUUGGCCACUGUGAGAACAGUAUGCUGGAUGGAAUGGGCCAUUGGCCUGAUCCAUCAGGACUCUUAUUAUAUUCUUAGUUGAACUGAGGAGACUCAGAUUAAAAUUCCUGGCUGCCUACAAAGCUCACAAAGCCACCUAAUGCCUGUCACCAUAUCUCAACCUUAGUCCACCUCACAAGAUACAAGGGGAAAACCCAUGUGUGCUGUACUGAGGUUGCCUGCAAAUUUCUGAUCCUUUUUUUAAAGGUCUGCAUCACAUUGGCCCUACCUGCGUGUUACCAGUUCAUACCUUACAUUUACCUGUGUGCAGAGAGGAUGCUUAAAAGAGAGUAUUUGACAGAACCAAUUGAAUCAGUGGAAUGGAUGGAGGGGAGAGGGCUGGUUUGCAGACGGCCCAUAAAAUACGAACACAAACAACCCCCCAAUGCCUCUCAAUUCUCAAAUCCCAAAAGGUCUAAUUAGCAGAGUUUGGAAGGAAGCAGGCUGCCUCACAAAUGAGUUGACUGGAUGCUACCGUUAACACCUUCCAAGAGCCAAUAAUAACCCAGCGACUCAUCGAGCAUAUUGCCAUUCCCCAGACUCCAAAAGAUGCUGCUUUUCCCAAAAAGCUGUAAUUCACCCCAAUCUCCCCACUGCCCCUUUGGAAGCAGUUGCAUAUCUCCAGACCCCUCUUGAGAAAGGCAUCCCCUUCAGCCACCCAGGAGUCAGACUGCAACUAUUAACUUCCUCUAUGCACAUCUGGCUAAUGGGCUACCAUUUGUCAUUAUUAUUAUUAUUGCUAGCCCUAUCAUUACCUCUAAAUCAAGGUCCCAUCCAACUCUACAAUUCUAUGAAAACAUGUCCUGAAAUGAUACACAAACCAAAAUGCAGCCAUCCUUUGAAAUUUGCAUAUAUAGAAAUUUUGAGAGGAAGCUCUGCAGCCAAAAAAUGUAGAAACAUACAUAUAUUGGUGAAAAUAACAUACAAAAAACAGUACAAAAAUGCAAUAAAUGAGGGGAUGUUGCUUUGCAAAAGUGCAUAUAUAAAUAUGUAGAUGCACCCAAUUGCUGGUGAAUUUUCAUGAAGACCUUGUUUUUUAAUUGCAAACUGAUGCAGAAAUGAACUUAAGACUGGAAAAAGGGGGAAAGAGAUAAAAGCCAAAACUGAAAUUUGUCCAUUCCUAGACUCUGUCUUCCUUAUUUUUCUACAGUUGCUGAUCCAUUUACUGCCCCUACCUAUGAGGAAGGGCCAUAGAUUAGUGACAGAGUUUACCUUGCAUGCAGAAGGUCCCAGGCUCAAUCCCCAAUGUCUCCAGGUAGGGUUGGGGAAAAACUCCUGCCCACCUGCAGAUUUGUGUCUUGAUUCUGGAGUAUGUGUGUAAAUAUCAUAAAUGAAUUGUGGGAUGGGCAGCAGUUGCUUAAUUCUGCAGGUUAUUGAACAACAAAGCUGGAACUGAAAGAAGGAUCCAGAUCCAAAUUAAUUUAUCCCGCUGUCUGUGCUUUUGUUUAAUAGGAAAAAGGUAUCAGCUGUCAAUAAUAGUACCCCCAUGAUAAUUAUUUAUAUCCACUUUGUCUCAAACAUGUAUUGCCAGUAUAUGCAAGAAGAAAGAAUUGUCAGCAAUCAGUAUUUAUAAAAUUGAAGGAGCAGUUUUUGUUCUUCCCUACCCAGGAUGCGGAUCAAUCCCUUAAUCCCUUCAGUGUAAGAAUACGUACAGCAAUAUUCCUCUUUACUUUGUUUAGAUUUAUUCAUAAUGAUUCCUUUACGUUUACUAGUAAUGGAGUUACAAAGAAUGAACAUAGUGGAAGCCAGAAAAAUCUACAUUAAACUAGUUUCCACCCCCCCCUCCACAUCCUUGGAGUAUAUAAACAGCACCAGCUUAGCUCCCCUUAGACCUUAUUAUAAAAUAAACAGAACUAUAUCCAACCUACAACAUGCUUCUCUACAUUUGCCUCUUGCACCACUUUGUCAUUUCCUCCAGACCAAAUAAUCAGCAGAUUCUGCAAUUUAUCCCAGAUAAUGCACUUUCAGCUUGUGAAAUCAAGGCAACCGAUGAAGAUCUCAGAUAUGGAUGCACCAUAAUUUUCAUGACGAUAACCCCAGGGUGUCGUGAAUCCACCAGUGACCUUUGGUUGGUGUUCAUGUUGCUUAUCUUCUGGAAAAUGUGCUGCCUGACUCUGCCCAAAGUUAAAUAAAUCCCCACCUUUGCUUCAAAAUCAUUUAUAGCAUGUGUUUGUCCCAACUGCUUCCCUGGCAGAAUACUCUACAAUCCAAUGACGUCUGGAAGGACAAGCAUAUCCUAUUAUCUAGUCAAAGCCUCCUGGCACUUCAACAGAAAGGUAUAUCAACUCACAGCAUAUUUCCUGCAGCACAGACAAAUGAAUUCCUCCAAAGGAGCUUCAAAUCAAUUUGGGUACCAAAGGGACUCUGUGUCAACCAUCUUUUUCAUAUGUGUCUCGCAGCCAUCGGAGAUGGCACGUGCCCAGAAGCCGGCUAUUGUUUGCACAUGCAGGUGUAUUCAUGUUGCCUAUUUAUUUAUUUCAAAGCAUGUCUAAACUGCUUCAUAUUUAAAACCUCUAAGAAGCAUGCAAAAAUACAGCAUAAAAGCAACAAUAUAAUAGCAUAAAAACAGAAUAACCACUUCGAGUUUUGUUUUGUUUUUUGUUUAGAAAAGCAUACUUCUUAGAGAUUUAUUUAUUGACUGUGUGUGGUACUGUGUAUCAAUCUUAGUAAAUCAAUCAAUCAAUCAAUCUAAAAAACAGUAUUAUAAAAGCAAGCAAAAAUAGGCAUUUGGUCACAACAGGAUCCAGUUAUGGGUUAGGGAAAGUCUGGGUGAAAAGUUACAGUGUGUCUUUAUGCUGCAACUGCUGCUGCUGCAACUGAUGGAUGGUGCUUCAGGCAAGUCAGAGGGAAGGGCCUUUCACAGUGCAGGGGCCAUUGUAGAAAACACCUGUUUUCACAUCACCACCCUAUGACAUUCUCCUGGAUAGGGCCCUGUGAGUCAAAUUUCUCCAGAUGAUCUUGCAAGGGCAGGCAGUCAUUCAGAUAAACUGGUUUCAAAUUGGACAUGCCUUUAUAUGUAGGUAACAAGACCAUAGCCAUAACUUUAUUCUGCUCAAUUAUGUUUAUACACUGGUUUUAGCAAGGACACGGGUGGCACUGUGGUCUAAACCACUGAGCCUCUUGGGCUUGCUGAUCAGAAGGUCGGCGGUUCGCAUCCCCGCGAUGGGGUGAGCUCCCGUUGUUCGGUCCCUGCUCCUGCUAACCUAGCAGUUCGAAAGCACAUCAAGUGCAAGUAGAUAGAUAGGUACUGCUCUGGGGGGAAGGUAAACGGUGUUUCCGUGCACUGCUCUGGUUUCGCCAGAAGUGGCUUAGUCAUGCUGGCCACAUGACCCGGAAAAACUGUGUGUGGACAAAACACCGGCUCCCUCAGCCAGCAAAGUGAGAUGAGCACCGCAACCCCAGAGUCAUUUGCGACUGGACUUCAUUGUCAGGGGUCCAUUACCUUUAGGGUCUCAACACAGAAUACAAUUAACAAAGUGCAAUUAUAGCAGGGGGUUUUCUGGGCCCUACCAGCUGACAUAUUCCAGGUUCCAGGCUCUUCACUCCAAAGACAGGGGAAUGAAGGACCCAAAAGAUGCCUGGCAUAUGUUGGCAUCUGUCUGUCUUGAGAGGCAAGGAGGUGCACCUCCGGGGGUGAAGUCAAACUGUUGCAUUAGCAGCAACAGCAUGACCUCCUCAGGGUGCAAGCCUGGGCAGUGUGUUUGUAGGUCCUCAGCUGCCCAGGCAAUAAAAACCCCACUCUCAGCCUUGCUAAAGUGGUCCAAGGGAAAUCAGAGCAAUACAUUUGGCACCCGCUUGGCUGCAGGAGUUGCUGGAAUGAGGCCAUUACUGCCUCCUGUUGGAGUGAGUUCCAUAGCUUAACUCUGCAUUAUGAGAAGAAAUGCUUUAUUUUGCCUGGCCUGAAUCUUUCAACAUUCAGCUUCAGUUCUAGACUUAUGAGAGAUGCAGAAAAACAUUUCUCUAUCUAUUUCUCUUAACCCACCUUUUGGACACGAUCCUAUCCCUUUGCUACUGGGGCAAAAUCAAAGAGUGGCUGGGGCAACCCAGCCAGAUGGGUGGGGUAUAAAUAACAAAAUCAAUAUUACAUUUAUGAAAGACUGCAAGGAUUAAGAGCUCCUUGUAGAUGCAAAUGCUCCAAUUGCCUCGUUCCUUGUUCACAGGGGAGUGUAUCUGCAGCCCCAUAAUGCCUAAUAGAUGAAUAGAAUAGAUGUUCCAGGUCCUCUCGGUUGAUUUUUAUUGAGCUGAUGUGUAUGAAAUUACCUAGUCAUGGGGAAAAGAGAUUGCUCUUCCCCACCCUCUCCCCUGGGGCCCUUCUGAGAUGUAAUACCACACUCCAUAUAUUGAAAAACCAUUGUAAUUUGAUCAAAACUGUCGUCUCCAUCCCAUAAUUUUCUCCCACCUAAACUAACCACGGUGGAACAACAACAACAAAAUCUCAGCAUCUUAAAUUUGAUCUGCAUGGAUGUGUUGGAAUUGAAUGUUGAAAUAUGAAAGGAGGAGAAUGUGUGCUCACUGACAGCUUAGAGGGAGCCAGCAUUUUUUGGUUUCUGUGUGCAAGACUGGCCCAGGACCAUUUAUUAAGCACUAAUCGACUGAAAUGGGCAAGCUUUCAUAUAAUCUGUCCACAUAUUCAAUAAUAACAGUUGUGGAGAAGCUUGAACAGAUUAUAUUUUUUGAUAAACUUAGGACCAGAAUAAUGAGACCUGAGGGCAUUCCCACAAGAGAUGGAAAAAAUGUCCCUUGGAUGCUUUUUCAAAAUAAACAAAUAAAUGAACAAAUUGCAAGCUGAUGUGGAAAUCUGAAUUUGAUAUUGGGGAAAAAACUGAGAAACUUAAAAAAACAAAUCCCUAAAUGGACCAUUAUACCUACCUCCUAGCGGCUUUCAAAGAAGCACAUUUGUUUUGAAAUCCUGGAGAGGCCUCGGGCACAGAGAGAGAGAGAGAGAGAGAGAGAUUUAUGUAUUUUGUAUUUUAUUCUAUUUUAUUGUAUUUUAGAGGAAUGCGGGUGGCGCUGUCGGUUAAACCACAGAGCCUAGGGUUUGCCGAUCAGAAGGUUGGCAGUUCGAAUCCCCACGACGGGGUGAGCUUGCAUUGCUCGGUCCCUGCUCCUGCCAACCUAGCAUUUCGAAAGCACGUCAAAGUGCAAGUAGAUAAAUAGGUACCGCUCCGGUGGGAAGGUGAACAGCAUUCCUUGCGCUGCUCUGGUUCAUCAGAAGCAGCUUAGUCAUGCUGGCCACAUGACCCGGAAGCUGUACGCUGGCUCCCUCGGCCAAUAAAGUGAGAAGAGCGCCACAACCCCAGAGUCAGCCAGACUGGAUCUAAUGGUCAGGGGUCCCUUUACCUUUACCUUACUGAUCUUGCAGCCUGAGGCAAGUGGCUCAGCUUGGCUCAUGACAGAGCUAGCCCUGACAUUCUGUCACAAUACCCUUUAUGUAAAACAAUCCCAGAAACUCAGGAGGGGGAAACAAAACUGUUUUGCAGCCAGUCAGAACCAGCCCAGAAAUUGAGAGGAGAGAAGCCGGCUGGAGAUCCGAGAACAGUUCCCUCACCUAAAACAAAGAAAAUUUGUGUAAACAGAAUAAAUAAAUAAACAAAUGAUGCAUUUGUUUACAGUCCCAUUAAUUGACAGAACAGCUGCCAUCCUGUGCAGGGCAGUCUCAUUAAAGUCAGCAGACAUAAGAUCAAUGUUUUUCUUUCCUUUUCCUGAGGAAGAUUCUGAUGACUAUUAAUGGGAAGAGGGCUUAUUUUGCAAGCUCAUCUGCUUCCCUUUUCUCCUUGCCUCUUAACAUGCAACCAAAGGAACAUAAAGGGACGUUCACCAAAUUCCCAGGGGACUUAAGAUCAAAUAUGCCAGGCGAAUGGAAAUCUUGCCAAAUACUUUUAAAGAAGGCAGCUUCCUGUUUUCUUCCAAUCACCUUCUAAACAAGCUGAUAUUGAAAGAGCCAGCUAAAAUGAGAAGAGGCCUUUGGUAAUAAACAUAGUUCAAGUGGUUGACUCCUGUGGGAAAAUCAGAAAGAGGGGCUGGAAACCCUCUUCCCCUCUUCCUUGUCGAAAUGGUAUAGAUUGCAAAGAUCUAUUCUUUUACUGCUGAAAAAAAAUACUCGCCUCCAAUUUCCUUCUGCAAAAUGUGAUGUCAAAUACCGUACUUUCCAGAUAUUCUAGGGGUAUUUGCCUGAUAUUGUUUACAAAUAGACUAUCUGCCUAAGAAUAUAAGAACAGCCCUCUGAAUCAGGUCAAUGAGACAAAGGCCAUGACAAGAGAUAGUAUCUCCAGCCUUUUCCAACUGCUGGAAACUGCUUGCUUUCCUGCUUAUGGAUUUCUCAUAGGCAUCCAGUUGGCCACUGUGAGAACAGGAUGCUGGACUAGAUGAGCCUUUCUCAUGAUAUAGCACGUUGUUGUUGUUUAGUCGUGUCCGACUCUUCGUGACCCCCUGGACCAGAGCAUGCCAGGCACUCCUGUCUUCCACUGCCUCCCGCAGUUUGGUCAAACUCAUGCUGGUAGCUUCGAGAACACUAUCUAACCAUCUCGUCCUCUGUUGUCCCCUUCUCCUUGUGCCCUCCCUCUUUCCCAACAUCAGGGUCUUUUCCAGGGAGUCUUCUCUUCUCAUGAGGUAGCCAAAGUAUUGGAGCCUCAGCUUCAGGAUCUGUCCUUCCAGUGAGCACUCAGGGUUGAUUUCCUUCAGAAUGGAUAGGUUUGAUCUUCUUGCAGUCUAUGGGACUCUCAAGAGUCUCCUCCAGCACCAUAAUUCAAAAACGCUAUAGCACAGCUACCCUUAUUCUCCACAAAUUUGACUAAUCUCCCUUGAAAGCCAUUCGAGUUGGUGACCAUUACUGUACUUUGUGGGGACAAAUGCCUUAGUUUAACCACGUGCUACUAUGUGAAUUCUUUUCUCCGUCCUAAAUCUUUUAUUGUUCAGUUUCACUGGAAGACUCCAAGUUCUAAUAUUAAGAAAGAGGGAGGAAAACCUCUCUCUCUUCACACCAUGCAUAAUUUAAUGUACAUCUAUCAUGUUUUCCACCUUACACAAGUUUUUUUUUUUACUAUCCUGGAAAGGCUCAAACGUUGCAACCAAAUCCUGUAAAGCUUUAAAAGACAAUUAGACAGAUUCAGGAAAGUUUAAGAUAAGUACAAUAACCAGUGCUUUUUAAAAAAAUGUUUAGGGGUACCCUCAUUUUCCUACUUAUAAUGAAAUACUACCCCUCAAUGAGGCCAAACUUAGAUUCACAAAAUGUGUAGGGGUAUGCGUCCCCCUGUGUCCCCCCAGAAAAAAACCCACUGACAAUAACAGUCUUUCAUCUUUCUUCUUUUUUAAACGAGUGUAUAACAAUUGUUCCCCCCCCAUGUCUUAUUUUACCUUCUGGAUUUAUUUUGCACUGUGUACAAAUAUAUUCUUUAUUUUUCAAUAAAGAAUGUGUGUGUGUUCUAUCUAUCUAUCUAUCUAAUCUAUCCAGUGCUUUUUUCUGGGGGGAUGCAGGGGUACAUAUACCCCUAAACAUUUUGUGAAUCUUUGUACUUUUGUCCAUUUACUAUAUUUAUUUUCCCCCUAUUUGAACUAUAAAAUGGUGAUUUUCUUGAGUCAAAAUGAGAAUACCCCUAAACAUUUUUUUAGAAAAAAGCACUCUAUCUGUCUAUCUAUUUAUCUACCUACCUGUAUCGUGUGUGUGUGUGUGUGUGUGUGUGUGUGUAUUCAUGAAAUAGCAAGCUAGGCACAGCAUAGUACCUGAGUGUUCAUAUAUAUACAUUUACCUAAAUGUACACCAGAGAAGCAUGUACACACACACAUACACACAGGCCCAAUCUGCACUAUACAUUUAAGGCAUAAUAAUAACACUUUAAACAGCCAUAACCUCUCCCAAGUAAUCCUGGGAACUGUAUGAACUUUGUUAAGGGAGCUGGGAGGUGUUAGACACACACCCCAUUCCACUCAUCUUUAAAUACCAGUGCUUUAACAGUCAAUCCCUCUUCCCAGCACCCUUAAGAAACUAAAUUUCACAGGAUUCUUUGGUUGAAGCCAUGACUGUUUAAAGUGGUAUUUUAAUAUAUAGCACAGAUGUGGCCUGAUAUUCUUAAGAAGAUAACCCUUUGGGAGGAACAGGUGCAACUUGAGUUUAAAGCAAUUUAUCCAGAAUCAAAAAGUCUCCAGUUUUCUCCUGCUUAAACAUUCUUCACUUUCUCAAUCAGAGACACAACAAAGCUUAAGUUCUGUGUGCAUGCACAACCACACCACAGCCUUCUGUUACUACAAUCAGAACAUAUUGUGAAAAUUAAGCAAAUAUGCCUGUGUACAUGAGAAUUGAGAGUGGCUGGGAGCUGCCAUGAGCUCACCUCAGCUGUUCAGAGGGUUGUGGACGGAGCCUCUGUUGUUAAAAUGGCUAAUUAUGAAUUAAGAAUUGCAAACAUAAUUCUCAAGACAUGUUCAUCUGCAUGAUAAUUAAAUUGUCCAAAUUCAUUUCAAUGUUGUUUUUGGACUGCGUUUAUUUUUUACUAGAUAGAGAGACAGAGAAAAGGAUAGAGGAAUGUACAGAGUGGGAUUAUUUUGGUGUGUUUUUUUAAACCAAGGUAUAGGGUACAGUGGUACCUUGGGCUAAGAACUUAAUUCGUUCUGGAGGUCCGUUCUUAACCUGAAAGUGUUCCUAACCUGAAGCACCACUUUAGCUUAUGGGCCUCCCGCUGCUGCCGCGCUGCUGCUGUGUGAUUUCUGUUCUCAUCCUGAAGCAAAGUUCUUAACCCGAGGUACUAUUUCUGGGUUAGCCGAGUCUGUAACCUGAAGCGUAUGUAGCCUGAAGUGUAUGUAACCCGAGGUACCACUGUACUUGAGUUCACCAUAUUUACUCCCAUUACAGAAAUCUGACAUUUUGACCCAGGGAUUUUUGGUGUGUGUGUGUGUGUGUGGAAGGGAAGAGAGGAUGGAGGAAAAACGUUGGAGUGGACUUGUGAAAGAGGACAGUGUCCCGAAUGCCAUUAAGAAAGGAGGGCCUAAUAGUCAGGGGUGGAGAAAGGGGGGUGCUGUGGGGGCGGUCUGUCCCAGGUGUCACCACUGAGGGGGGUGACAAAAUGCUGGGCAGCGCUCACCACGGGUCCUGCAGUGCACCUGAGCCACGCGUCUCUCCUGGGAGUGACGUGGUGGCUUAGGCACCCACAGGCUCCACCCUGCCACAAACAGUCCGCCCACCGCCUCCACCUCAGCUGUAGGGCAGCUGAGUGGGAGGAGGCAGGCGGACCCCUUGGAGGCCCCAUGGAGUGUCCUGCUCCGGCUCACCCCACCCUGUGGUUGGCUGGCCCCACCCCCACGGGUGGAUGGCCCUGCCCCUGGCUUGCUCCACUGCUACUAAUAGCCAUACUAUCUCUCCCCCCUCCUGCUUUGAGUGUUUGCUUAAUCGGUGAUGAUGGAAGUUGGAGCCCAACAACACCUGUAGGGUACCACCUUAUCUGCCCCUGAUGUAGAAUCAUUACCAGGACACUGUGCAGGGGGGGAAUGGUGUAUUCCAUGGGCUGCCCAUAGUGCUUCAGUAAUGAGAUCACACAGUGAUGCUCUCAAGAGUUUUAGUGGCUCUGUUUCUCAAGCACCUCAGAAGUUGUCCUGCUGACCACCCUGUGACUGAGCCUUACUUUCAUUAUAAAAGCUCUAGCAGACAGUACUCAGUGCUGCUUGGGGGUGCUAAGAAACCAAAACAUAUUGAGAUUUAUAAAUGGAAAAAAACCCAAGUUUUUUAUUUCUUAAUUUCCCUUCUAAUGCUAUUAAGUAAAGUGCAAUGUACAAUCCUGCCAGUGCAGUUUGGAAAGGUUCAGCCUGCCAUCUUAAUUCAACAUGGAAUCCAAUGGUAUCCAAACAUAGACCAAAACUUGCCUGAUUUUGGGAAUUGCCAUGCUAAAUCUGGUGAUGAUCCUUAAGACGUGUUUGAAUGUAUAUGGAGCAGACAGACGUCUUUCCAAAAUUUAUAGAAGAGAGAGAGGGGGCAAACUGUCCCUCAAACCAGUUCACACAAGGGUCAGUAACUGAGGUGGGCAUCCUCAUCCAAUCUUACAUAAUUUUCCUGUCCCUCCCAUUCACCCAAAUGCCCUAGAAUUCCCGCCCCUUCCAUUCUGUACAAAGCUCUGACACAAUACAAGUGGGCAGGGAAGGUUCCUACAGAGCUGAGCUAACAAUGGGUUUGCCCUCUGAACCUCAUGGCAUUUUAUAUAAUCCGUAUUGGAAUAGCUCUCCACAAAGGACUGGGUCCACAUUCAGCUGAGGCAGAGCAAGGAUAAUGAAUCUGGACAAUUUAAUUUGUAUGCAGAUGAAGGUGUCAUGAGGGUUACUUCUGUAGUGCUUAAUGAGUAAUUAGCAGAUUGAAUGGGAAAGACACACCUCUGUAACCUUCUGUGUGACUCAGGCAAGGAUUCAGCACAUACCAGUCACUCCCAAUUCCAAACAACCUGCCCACUGCUGCCACUGGCCCUCCCCUAAAAGACAAUUUGUAUUCGUCACUUGCUUUGGCAUCGAUGUCUUAUCAGUCGUAAUCUCCUCUUCACUCCAUCUUGCUCUGGGCAGCAUUUCAUUAGCCUGUUGUCAUGCAGGGUGUGGACAGGGGCAGCCUGUCCCAUUUUAGUGCCUGAGGCAAGCCAGGAAGUUGUUGCUCCCCUCACAGAAGCCUCACAUAUUGAGGUUGUGUGGCAGCAGCUUCUAGUAUGUUCUCACUGGAGGGCAUCUCCAUGCAACCCCAGCGGAAAUGGCGGAGUCAUUGGGGUGCCCAUGGAGGUGCCACCCCAUGGGAUUCCAGCAUCCAAGGUGGCUGCUUCAGUCUAUCUAAUGGGCUGACUGGCCCUGGGUGGGGAGAUAACCUGAGUCAAAGCCUUUCUCUUGUUGUCACAGCUAAAAGCAGAUAAAAAAAUGAAAGCAUCAGCAUUGGGGCAGUGAUGUCCCAGUCACUUGGGCAUUUUCAUUUUCAAAAAGUUUCUCUAAUUACAUGCAAAGUUGCCAUAAAACACUCAGAAAGACUCAGACACAGAGUUAUGGAAGAUAGCUUCUAUUUAUGAAAGUAUAACAGCGAGGAACUGCAAAAUAAGUAAUGCAAAGUAACAAAAUCAAAACAUAGACUGGGCUGGGAAGGUACUUGAUACAGAAGGGAUUCUGUAUUAGGGCAGGUUUAUAGGUAUUGCCAAAGCAGAGACAUCACCUUGCCAACAAAGGUCCGUAUAGUUAAGGCUAUGGUUUUCCCAGCAGUGAUGUAUGGAAGUGAGAGCUGGACCAUAAAGAAGGCUGAUCUCUGAAGAAUUGAUGCUUUUGAAUUAUGGUGCUGGAGGAGACACUUGAGAGUCCCGUGGACUGCAAGAAUAUCACACCUAUCCAUUCUGAAGGAAAUCAGCCUUGGGUGCUCUCUGGAAGGACAAAUCCUGAAGCUGAGGCUCCAAUACUUUGGUCACCUCAUGAGAAGAGAAGACUCCCUGGAAAAGACCCUGAUGUUGGGAAAGAUUGAGGGUACAAGGAGAAGGGGGUUGACAGAGGGUGAGAUGGCUGGACAGUGUUCUCGAGGCUACCAGCAUGAGUUUGACCAAACUGCGGGAGGCAGUGGAAGACAGGAGUGCCUGGCGUGCUCUGGUCCAUGGGGUCACGAAGAGUCAGACAUGACUAAAUGACUAAACAACAAAAUGGCCCCAAAGACAAGGAUCGGGCUGAGAACUUCAUUGCAAAAUUUGGAGAAGUGCAAACUCCGAAGAACUGAACUUUGAUCUGCACAUCAAGAGGCAUGGAAUGGUUUAGUCCCUGGGCAGGCCAUGUUGAAAUUUAAGAUGAAUGAAUUCAGGGGUGUUGGGUUGCUCAAAGCACUCUUUCGCCAUACAGCUUGGAGCAGUUUUCCUCUAAUCCUCCAAUGCUGUGGUUUUGCUGUUUUGUUUGUAUUGAUUUAUGGCAUUUUACUGUAUUCUGCUUUAGCAUGUGGUUCACCAUCUGGGGGGCCUCCGGGCUGAAAAGUGGUAUAUAAAUCAUCCUCAUCUUCCCUACUUAUACCAUAUAGAGAUACUCCCUGCUACGCAGCAUGGAUGUAUUGGAAUUGUCUGGAAUGAGGAACUGAGGUUGACUUGAAGAGGGUUUUUUUUCCUUCUUCACUCUCUCAACACAUCAAAUGAGCUAGAGAUGUGAGGGUAUUUCCUUUCCCCUCUAGCAUGUGGCUGCAUGCAUUGCACAUUUAGAUAUUUUGACUGAGCACUCAAAAUUUGCAUGAAAGACAAAAUUUGCAUGAAAGACAAAGGGCUCAUCGGAUACAGUUUGUGUCACUUCAAGCCAACUGUGGCUGUGCCAGCCAGGCUGAUAUAAAGGUAACCCUUUGUAAGGAGAUACUGUAUGGAGGGAAAUGUAAAUUGUGUCUGUUAUUAUUAUUACUAUCUCUCUUGUGAGUUUUAUUUAUUUGCUUUCCCUUGAUUUAUGGACCACACAAAUCUGCUCAUACUCCAGGCUCAGGGAAUUGGCCAAUUAUUUAACAUGACAAACUAAAUAUGGUUUAAUCAGCUCCCUGCAUCUAUCACACAGAUGCUCAUAACUAUUCAUACACCUCAUUCAUCACUGGAUCUCGUAGCCAAGCUACGCAAUCUGCAGGCUUCUGUGAUGCAUCUGUUGCUGGACUUUAUCACCUGAGAUGGCAAGUGUGGGUAUCAAUGUUUUGAAUGAUCUUCCUUAAAGAAAGCUACUGCCCAUGGCUAGGCUAGAUCUUGUCACCUCGACAGGGCAAUUCUGUUACUAAUUGUUACUAUUUUAUUUUUUAAAAAAUGGGAAAGAAGUCAAACAUUUUAUUUUCCCCUCCUUGGAUGAAAUGCCACAUUCCAGGAAUGGCUACAGCACACUGAUCUUCUGCUUCCUUAUUUCAGGUCUGCCUUCUUCCAUAUAUCUUGUUGUUGUUCCAUCUUUUCUGCUACUAAGACAUCCUAAAAUUCUUAAAGAACCAAUACAAUUAAAAAACACAAUAAAAUGGCAAAACAACAUUUAAUAUCAUGAAAUAGCAGCAAUAAGAUGACAAAGUUAACAUCAAAGCAAACUUUAAAAGCAGCAGGUCACUAGUCAUUAAAAGUGCACAUUGAAAAACGAAGAGAGAAGAAGCCUGGUAGAUCUUUAUAGAGAAAGCAUUUGAGAGUUUUGGUGUCACCAGUGAGAAGGCCAGAUUUCUACUACUUGUCUUUCCUCACAAUAUAAUGGGACAGAGCAAGGCCUUUGAAACCAGUAUUACAAUAUGAACAGAGUCACGUGGGAGAAUGCAGUUCUUGAAGUACUACGAUCUCAGACUAUUAUGAGCUUUCAAGGUUAAUGCUAGCACUUUUUGAAAUGAGCUGAGAAAGAGAUAACUUGUGUAGCUAGGAAAGAUUAGAGUGAUAUCUUCCAAUUGCUGGACCUAGGACAACAAUCUGAUGGCAGCAUUUAUAUCUAAACCCGCCAAAAUCCUCUUCAAACACAGAACAGAAGGGUGUCUGCAUUGGCCUCUGUGAUGGCAUAGACUGUAGCCUGUACUGUGUGAGGGAAGGAAACCAGCAAACCAACAAAACCAACUCCUCUAUCCCACACUAACUCUUCAAAUUUCUGACUUCACAAGCUGCUGAUGUGUUUAAUUCUGCAGCUAACUACCCUAUUUUCCAACUCAGCUUAUAUACAGUAUUUUUACUCCCCUUCUCAGACAGAAAUAAAAUAGAUUGCGAUUUCCCCUAGCUGAACUAUUGACCCUCCUGUAUAGACCUUCCUGUGCAAAAUGUCCCCUUAAAUCUUUUAACCUUCCUUUUGACCCUCCCGUGCAAGACAGCCAUUAAACCAAAAAACAGCAAUUUUACAAUCCAACUUUUACAGCCCCAAACAAAACACAAAUUGGUGGAGAGUCUUAUUCUUUCCCUGGCCAUGUGAUUGGUGGGCAUGGUGAUGCUUCUGGACUGGCUAGGCCAAGCAUAUGACUUAGGAUCCUCUCCUGGUCAUAAACAGAACAGGAGCUCCUGUUUGAAUUCCAGGCUCAAAUUCCAAGUUCAUGUGCCUGAAAUUUACUGCAGGGACCUGGAGCCAAAAAUACAUAUUCCCAUAAUAUUCUGUGGCUAUAAUUACAUUUGCAUUUUUCUCCCAUAUAAUGAGAAAAAAAUGGGCAUGCACACAUAUUUUUAAGAAAAGAGAGUGAAAGCCAUCUUAAUAACUGGAUCUAAAUCUGUCCAGAUCACGCAAAAGGGAAAUGAAGGAUCUAUAAAAGAGCUUUUGUUCUAAUAUUAUCUGGUAAACUGAUAGCAAGAUGAUAGUCUUGCUACAAACAACAAUUUAGAUUUGAAGGUAGUAGCUACCUGAAAGCUCUGAGCUGCAAGGUCUGCAGAGUGCUGCUCAGCCAUUUUCUGCCUUUGAUCAAAAUCCCUUUCAUCUGAAGGUCUCUGAGCCCUUUAGUUAAGCAUCACAGCUCUUCCUCUUAGUGAGAGGGAGAAGAAAACACUCACCCUGUUUCAUCGACGGGCAAACUGGUAGGUGGAUGCAGAUGGUGAUUUGCCAAAUAGCAAUUUAUCAUGUGGUUCAUUAGGGCAAAUGGGGAGCUGGCCCAACAACCCAAGACUGCCUUCAGCCAGCUCCCACCUACCUUCUUCUGUACAACUCGAUUAGGGGUUGGCCCUGGCUGUCAGCUUUUUCCUCCUUAAUCUUACUGAAAUCAGCAGGGAGAAGGAUGGGGACAAAACCAGGGUUUGUUGGCUCCACUCAACAUUGCCCUUUCUCCAACCUGUCAUGGACUCUGGUGGUACCUGCUGUUGGCCUCCUUGCCUUUUGCCUUUCCGGUGUGGCCUAGCCACCACUGGUUGUACAUGUAACGGCUUGGAAAGUGGGUUGUCGGAGCUCACAGAAAACCUAUGAGCUCAGACAAUCCUGGGCUCUGCAGGUGAGCUCAGUUGUCUGUAUCACACUUCCAAGUGGCUUUUAUUUUUUACUUUUUAUUUUUUUAAAAACCACAUGGCAGGUGCAGCUGCAUGGCAAACUAUGUGUCAAAACAGUAAUCUAUGCAGGCUCCGUGUACUAUUCUGCCAAGUGUUGAUUUUUUUUUUUACGAGACAUCUGCCUAAAGAGCUUUACCAUACAUCCGGGGCAAAUGUGUGCAAAAAUGAUUACCUGUAUGGGUUCUCUAUCACCCUUCCAAGCAAGAAGGGACAUUUUCCCACACUUUGGGGGCAGUAAAUUUGUAGUGAAAUAGUCAUCAGCAUCCACCAGAGUGGCCUAGCAAUUGCAGUUGUGACUAGGGAUGCAAGAGAAUUCUGAUGGAAACAAUGUUUGUUUAUUCAUCCCAUGACAAGAACAGAAAUCAAUCCAGUAAAUAUGAUUAGUAUUUGCUGUUGCUGUUGCUUUCGGUCCACAAACAACACAUAAUAAUUAUGUUUUUCUCCAUUUGUAUUGCAUUGCCUUUGCAUUAAAAUUAAUGCGGUGGAAUAAUGUGAUGGCAAUGUGAUAUACGUAAUUAAUUACAUAAUUAAUUUAUGUAAAUCAUUGCAUAAAUUGUGCAAGUUAUGUGAUUUCACAGGGGACAGUGAGAUGAAUGGCAGAGGUUUUUUGGCAGAAGAUGAACUGCAGUGGAGCAGAAACAGUGCUGCAUGUGAGGAAUACUGGGCAGAGAAUAAAACAACUUUCCUUGUUCUGACCCCUAUUCUUUCUUUUCAAUAGACCUAACAGGGUCACAGUUUAUAUUAGGGCAAGGAAACCUGACGUCCUCCAGACUUUGUUGGACUCCCUAUUUCAUCAGCCCCAGCCAGCACGGCCAAUGGUCAGGGCUUGUGAGAUUUGUAGUCCAGCAGUAAAAUAAAAUAAAAUCUGGAGGACUAAGGUUUCCCCAGUCCUGGUGUAUGUUCUGUGAAACCUUUAACCUCAGCUGCUUAUAGGUCUAAGCUAGGGAUGGAGGCCUUGUUCCUGUCCUCCAGAUGUUGAUGAACUCCAAUGUCCGUCAACCCCAGCCAGCAUGGUCAAUGUUCAGGGAUUAUGGGAGUUGUAGUUCAACAUCUGGAGGGUCACAGAUUCCCCAUCCCUGGCCUAGCUAUCAAAAGGCACAAAAUGGAUUGUGGAGAAACAUCUCUCUCUGUGUGUCUCUCUGUUUCUUUUGUUCCUUCAUGCCAUCAUUUUGCUCUGCUGACUCAUAUCAAGACUGCCAACUUCCCAUGCCACCUCUUCACCUUAUAUCCCAACAGGACAAAUGACUUGUUUGAUCUGAACAGCAACCAGCUUUGUAAGGGAGAGGGAGAGCGCUGUUGUCAAGAGUGCUAGUGAUGUCAUGGGUUUCUAAGCAACAGCCAUUUAGCUCUGCAUAACAUUCUGGGUGAGAAGGCAGAUUAAAGUCUGUGGCUAGACAUCCAUUUUGCCGAGCAAGAAAGAAGAAGUUUGGCUGUUGUUGCUCUGCUGAGUCAGGAACAUACUCUCUUUCCUCUGCUACCCUGCCUCAUUCCGCUUCACAGCUCAUGAAGCAGUUGCUAUAGAAAUUCUACCAUAGUCUUUGUAUUUGGAAUCUGUUUGGCUCUCACUAGAAUGCUAGAAAAUAAAAAAAAUUAUGGGGCCAAAAAACCCUGCACUGAAUACAGUCUGCUAUGAAUGUGGCCUGUUUGGGCAAUGUGACAGGUCUUGUGCAACUAGUUCCUUGUGAUGCUUUAAUUUUAUCCUGAUCUCAGCACAGACCUUUCAUGAGUGCAAUUGUUGUGAGCGCAGUUCCUGCAUGACUUUGAAAAACAGAGCUGAUGAUAACUGUGGUACUGCACUCACAUGUAAUGCUAAGGUUCAGUGGGAAUGCUCUAAAGUGUAGCAUCCCAGAGAGAAGAUCACUAGCUUGUUCUUGGAUAUAGUUUAUGCUUAAGGAGAAGAGGACUUACCUGUGAGUCCAGGUUCAGAUGGCAUGCUAAGCCAGCCUUUGCCAUACUGGUAUGCUUCAGAUGUCAACUGAUAGGAGUUGGAAUCCAAAACUUUUGGAGAACACCAGAUCUGUUAGGGCUGCACUAAGACAACCUUUGGUUUAGCUGUUGUCCCACACUGAAAUAAAAGGAUUGAGGUGGGUCAAAGCAGAUGUGAGCUCUUCUCCAUGAGCCAGCCCAUUCAUGUGAUCCUGGUAAACCAUAGUUUGACUCACCACAGUCUAACCAUGGCAUAUAAACCCAGCCAGUGUGUCUAUGUUCCAAGUGAGGUAGGUGGGUGAGAAAACAAGUAUCCCAAGAGCAGUAGAUGGAUGUGUAUAUUUGUUAAAUCCACAAAAUGUGCUAUGGCCUAUUUCUAGGGAUAGAUUUUCUCUGGGGAUCAUUCCUGAAAAAUAUGAUAAUAUGAACUAAUGGAAGGAGGGCACAUAUCAUCACAUAUACUGAAUCAGAUCAUUGGUCCGUUCAGCUCGGUAUUGUCUCUACGUUGACUACAAGUAGCUCUCUGGGGUUUGGAGUGGGGACACUGUCAGCAGAAUCAGAAUGGGCAGGGGAUUGGACAUGGGACAACUCUGAGCUACAGGCUUGAUGAAAGGAGUUGAAAAGAUACUGUAUAUAGGAAGUGCAGUGUAAGUGAUGGAAGUCAGU
This is a messenger RNA of Podarcis lilfordi (Lilford's wall lizard), 28094 nucleotides long. The record is from the annotation of a GenBank genome assembly. Lineage: Eukaryota; Metazoa; Chordata; Lepidosauria; Squamata; Lacertidae.